Molecule: messenger RNA, 3490 nt
Organism: Medicago truncatula (barrel medic)
Lineage: Eukaryota; Viridiplantae; Streptophyta; Magnoliopsida; Fabales; Fabaceae
Product: receptor-like protein kinase
Exons: 2
Coding region: 66-3308 (1080 amino acids)
Biological process (GO): protein phosphorylation
Molecular function (GO): receptor serine/threonine kinase binding; protein kinase activity; ATP binding
Source: RefSeq, a predicted model, not a curated record
CAAACCAAAGAGACAGAUACAGAUACAAAUACUGACACCGCUUCAUACAAAAAUUACAACUCCUCAUGAGACUUGUUGUUGUUCUCUUCUUCUUUUUGCAUUUGUAUUCUGUUUCUGUUUGUGCACUGAACUCAGAUGGGGUAGCACUCUUGUCAUUCAUGUCCCACUGGACAUCAGUUCCUCCUUCCAUAAACUCAACAUGGAUUCCAUCUCAUUCAACACCAUGCUCAUGGAAGGGUGUCAAAUGCAACCCUUCCACUCACCGUGUAGUCUCUCUCAACCUUUCCUCUUGUAACAUUCAUGCUCCAUUACGACCUGAAAUUUCUAAUUGCACACACCUCAACUACUUAGACCUUUCUUCUAAUUACUUUACCGGUCAAAUACCUCACUCAUUCUCUAACCUCCACAAACUCACCUAUCUCAGCCUUUCUACUAAUCUACUCACUGGUCCAUUUCCCUAUUUCUUAACUCAAAUCCCUCACCUUCACUUUCUUGAUCUCUAUUUCAACCAACUUACUGGUUCCAUUCCAACUACUAUUGCCAACAUCACUCAACUUCGCUACUUGUAUCUCGAUACUAACCAAUUCUCUGGUAUAAUUCCAUCAUCCAUUGGGAACUGUACUCAACUGCAAGACUUGUAUUUCAAUGAAAAUCAGUUUCAGGGUGUCAUCCCCCACACUCUAAACCAUCUCAAUCAUCUUCUCCGUUUAAAUGUUGCCUCCAAUAAACUAACAGGUAUCAUUCCAUUCGGUUCUUCAGCUUGCCAAAAUUUACUUUUUUUGGAUAUUUCAUUCAAUGCUUUCAGUGGAGGCAUUCCCUCAGCCAUUGGGAAUUGUACUGCUUUAUCACAGUUUGCUGCUGUGGAGUCUAACUUGGUUGGAACUAUUCCAUCCUCCAUCGGUCUGCUCACCAACCUUAAACAUCUACGCCUUUCUGAUAACCAUUUGUCCGGUAAAAUACCUCCUGAAAUCGGUAACUGUAAGUCUCUGAAUGGAUUGCAAUUGUAUUCCAAUCGACUUGAGGGAAACAUUCCAAGUGAAUUAGGAAAGCUGAGUAAACUGCAGGAUCUUGAACUGUUUUCCAAUCAAUUGAGUGGUCAAAUUCCACUUGCCAUAUGGAAGAUUCAAAGUCUUGAGUAUCUGCUUGUUUAUAAUAACACUCUUUCCGGGGAACUUCCUGUGGAGAUGACAGAGCUCAAGAACCUCAAAAACAUCUCAUUGUUUGACAACCUGUUCUCUGGAGUCAUACCUCAAAGCUUGGGAAUCAAUAGCAGUUUGUUGCAAUUAGACUUUAUAAAUAAUAGGUUCACUGGCAACCUCCCACCCAAUCUUUGUUUUCGCAGAAAGCUAAGCGUUUUGAAUAUGGGCAUCAAUCAACUUCAAGGUAGCAUACCUCUUGAUGUUGGAAGAUGCACAACUCUAAGAAGGGUCAUUCUUAAACAAAACAACUUUACUGGGCCUCUUCCUGAUUUCAAAACCAAUCCCAAUCUGUUAUUCAUGGAGAUCAGCAACAACAAAAUCAACGGAACAAUUCCAUCAAGUUUAGGAAACUGCACAAAUCUAACAGAUUUAAUUUUGUCAACGAACAAAUUUAGUGGGCUUAUACCACAAGAGUUAGGAAACCUUGUGAAUCUUCGGACUUUGAUUCUUGAUCACAACAACUUAGAAGGACCUUUGCCAUUUCAGCUGUCAAAUUGUACUAAAAUGGACAAGUUUGAUGUGGGAUUUAACUUCUUAAAUGGUUCAUUGCCAUCAAGUUUGCAGAGGUGGACAAGGCUAAACACAUUAAUUUUGACUGAGAAUCAUUUUAGUGGCGGCAUUCCAGAUUUCUUGUCGGCAUUCAAAGAUCUUUCUGAACUACGGCUUGGUGGCAAUAUGUUUGGUGGGAGAAUUCCUAGAUCGGUUGGGGCAUUGCAGAAUUUGAUCUAUGGUUUGAAUCUAAGUUCUAAUGGGCUGAUAGGCGACAUUCCUGUGGAAAUUGGAAAACUGAAAACUUUGCAAUUGCUGGAUCUAUCUCAGAACAAUUUGACAGGAAGCAUACAGGUUCUUGAUGACUUCCCUUCAUUGGUUGAAAUCAAUAUGUCAUACAAUUCUUUUCAGGGUCCUGUUCCGAAGAUACUAAUGAAGCUGCUCAAUUCUUCCCUGUCAUCAUUUUUGGGGAAUCCUGGGCUAUGUAUCAGUUGUUCACCAUCCAAUGGCUUGGUUUGCUCCAAAAUCGGAUAUCUAAAACCAUGUGAUAACAAAACAGUUAAUCACAAAGGCCUCAGUAAAAUUUCAAUUGUGAUGAUAGCUCUAGGAUCCUCAAUAUCUGUUGUUUUGCUUCUUCUGGGAUUAGUUUAUUUCUUUUCUUAUGGCAGAAAAUCUAAGAAGCAAGUCCAUUUCACUGAUAAUGGAGGUACUUCUCACCUUCUUAACAAAGUCAUGGAGGCUACAUCGAACCUAAGUGAUCGGUAUAUUAUUGGAAGAGGAGCCCAUGGAGUUGUUUAUAAAGCCCUUGUAAGUCAAGACAAAGCGUUUGCUGUAAAGAAGCUGGCAUUUGCUGCCAGCAAAGGUAAGAACAUGAGCAUGGUCAGAGAAAUUCAAACCCUUGGACAGAUUAGGCAUAGAAAUCUUGUCAAAUUGGAAAACUUUUGGUUGAGACAAGAUUAUGGUCUUAUUCUGUAUAGCUACAUGCCAAAUGGAAGCCUUUAUGAUGUAUUGCAUGAAAACAAACCAGCACCGUCCUUAGAAUGGAAUGUACGAUAUAAGAUAGCCGUUGGAAUUGCGCACGGCUUAGCAUACCUCCAUUAUGACUGUGAUCCUCCCAUAGUGCACCGAGACAUCAAACCAAACAACAUACUUCUAGACUCUGAUAUGGAGCCUCACAUUGCCGACUUUGGUAUUGCCAAACUUCUGGACCAGUCUUCUACAUCAAACCCUUCCUUAUCUGUGCCGGGCACAAUUGGUUAUAUUGCACCAGAGAAUGCUUAUACAACAGUAAGUAGUAGGGAGUGUGAUGUGUACAGCUAUGGAGUAGUUUUGCUUGAGCUGAUAACCAGAAAGAAGGUAGCAGAUCCAUCAUUUAUGGAGGGUACUGAUUUAGUAGGUUGGGUUAGAUUGAUGUGGAGUGAAACAGGAGAAAUUAAUCAAAUUGUUGAUUCAAGCCUUGUAAAUGAAUUUCUGGAUACCAAUAUAAUGGAAAAUGUUACCAAAGUGCUUAUGCUGGCUUUGAGAUGUACUGAGAAGGAUCCACGCAAGAGGCCAACAAUGACAGAUGUUACCAAGCAAUUAUCAGAUUCCAAUCCACAGAAAAUAAGUAAGAAGGGCUAGUUUUUCAAAACAUAUCUAAUUUGUAUCUAUGAUCAUGAUAUUGAUAGGGAUAGUCCUUUUGUUGUAUGCACUGUGCUUCAAAUUUUGUUGGGUGGCCCUUUAUCUGGUGAAUACUAUCAUAAUACUAGCUCUUGUUGAAACAAUGUUAUGAUCUUGAGUUGAGAUAACCUUUAUUUAUUAAA